This is a messenger RNA of Photinus pyralis (common eastern firefly), 1128 nucleotides long. Its product is annotated as ATP-dependent Clp protease proteolytic subunit-like. Gene Ontology annotation, biological process: protein quality control for misfolded or incompletely synthesized proteins. The transcript is spliced from 5 exons. Gene Ontology annotation, cellular component: endopeptidase Clp complex. The coding region runs from base 247 to 957 and encodes 236 amino acids. The record is from RefSeq and is a predicted model, not a curated record. Gene Ontology annotation, molecular function: ATPase binding; serine-type endopeptidase activity; ATP-dependent peptidase activity. NCBI's taxonomy places the organism in Eukaryota, Metazoa, Arthropoda, Insecta, Coleoptera, Lampyridae.
UGUCUCAAUAAACACCGUGUUGUGUCUAAAUGAUUUGAAUAUAGGGUGAAAAUACGUAGCCGAUCUUUCUAUCUAUAGGGGAUAUAAAUUUAAAAUCAUUGUAGAAGUCAUUGCAUCUAACAAAAUUCAGUAUUCUGGUUACAAUAAUCAUGUUGUAUUCUCCUAUUCGGAAACACCCGGUAUGCACUGUUGUGAAACUUAUGUGAAACCUAACCUCAAUUUUUCUAGUGAUAUAUUUUUUAAAUUAUGAUUAGAACUUUAGCUUCAUUUGCACUUAAAAAUGGUGCCCCAUUAACAAGCAUCACUCGUAAUAUUGGUUUGGUUCCGAUUGUAAUCGAGCAAACCGGCAGAGGAGAGCGUGCUUAUGACAUAUAUUCACGCUUGCUUAAGGAACGUAUAAUAUGCUUAAUGGGCCCCAUUCAUGAUGAUAUGAGUUCCUUGAUUGUAGCACAAUUACUAUUUUUACAAGCCGAAUCUGCAAAUAAACCUAUUCACAUGUAUAUAAAUUCACCCGGUGGAAGUGUUACUGCCGGGUUAGGUAUUUAUGAUACGAUGCAGUACAUCUUACCACCAAUUUCAACUUGGUGCGUUGGCCAAGCGUGUAGUAUGGCUUCGUUAUUACUUGCAGCAGGUACUAAAGGAAUGCGUUACUCUCUGCCAAAUGCUCGUGUUAUGAUCCAUCAGCCCUCCGGCGGGGCACAAGGUCAAGCCACAGACAUACACAUACAAGCUGAGGAGAUUCUUAAAUUAAAAAAGCUGAUCAACAAUUUGUACGCCAAACAUACGGGCCUAGAUUUACAUAAAAUUGAGGAAAACAUCGAAAGGGACAAAUUUAUGAACCCUUCAGAAGCUCAAAAGUUCGGAUUAAUCGACAAAAUUCUUACUAGUCCUCCUAAAAUGAGCUAUAUGGGGAGCAAGGCUGAUGUGGAAGUGUCAGAGAAUGCUGCUGAAAAAUAAUUUUCUUAUUUUUUGUAAAUUCAUCAUUUGUGCAUUAAAUUUGGAAUAUUUACUAUCAAAAGCUAAGCUAUAACGAACUAGUGAGCUACAUUUAGCUUUUGACAGGUGAUUGAGAUAUCUGUGGCUGCUCAAAAUAUUUGUGUCUCGACUUAAGUGCUUUCAAAUUUUCUA